Molecule: messenger RNA, 1161 nt
Organism: Cyprinus carpio (common carp)
Lineage: Eukaryota; Metazoa; Chordata; Actinopteri; Cypriniformes; Cyprinidae
Product: adhesion G protein-coupled receptor E1-like
Exons: 9
Coding region: 1-1161 (386 amino acids)
Biological process (GO): adenylate cyclase-activating G protein-coupled receptor signaling pathway; cell surface receptor signaling pathway
Cellular component (GO): membrane
Molecular function (GO): G protein-coupled receptor activity
Source: RefSeq, a predicted model, not a curated record
AUGGGGCUGAUGGCGGACUCCAACCACACUCGUCUGCCCGAUACUGGUCAAGUGGCCAAAAAUGCUGUUACUAACAUCAUCAGCACCGAUACAACAGUCACAGCAAAAACAACCUUAGCUGUUAUAAAUAUAACGCUGCAGGAAGGAUGCACCAGUCAGACCUCUGGAGGAUGUUUUGAUAAUCUUUUUGCACAGAUCGAGAAUAUUACAGCUCAAGUGCUUCCUUUAGAUACUGUGACCAACAUUUUGUCUAUGGCCUUCAACACAUCAGAGAACAUUUUAGAGACAUCAUCAUCAUUAUCAUCAUCAUCAUCAUCAUCAUCAUCAUCAUCAGCCAACCAAGUUAAACUUGCCUCCUAUGGAAACCGUAUGUUAAAAACCAGUGAGAAACUCAUUUCUACAUUGGUGAAGCCGACAGAAACAAGUGACAAUGUCAACUUUACUCUUCCCACUGUAGAGGGUCAAGUCUUUAUGGUUGGACCUCUGGUCACCUUAGAGAAAAUCCCUCGACUUGAAACGACAAAUUCUUCUUUGGACAUCGAUCUCAUAGGAAUCGCCAAGAACAACAAUGAAACAAAAUCAGCUGCUGUGGCUUUCAUGAGCUACAACACGAUGGAGAAUCUACUGAAGCCAGGCUUCUUCAACGCAUCCAAUGACAUGAUUAAAACCAUGAUGUCCACUGUGAUCUCAGCUACUCUUCCCAAAACCACCAACACUAAACUAACUAAACCAGUCAACUUCACCCUCAAACACAUCAGAGAGUUUGAUCCCAACGGUUCUCUGUCCUGUGUGUACUGGAAUAUCAGCGAGUGGAUUGUAGAUGGUUGUUCUGUUUUAAAAACCACCAGCAGCUACACUGUGUGUUCCUGUGAUCAUCUGUCCACAUUCGCUCUCUCAUCAUGCAAACCAAGCGACUCACUGAUGGAGCUGUUAAAUUUGGUGUGUGUGAUCGUGGGGCUGGUGUUCUUCAGUUUGGCACUGUUGAGCUUUGCCCUUUGUCAGUGGAGUCCUGGAGUGAAUAAUGUGGCUCGAAUCAACAUCUGCAUCAGUCUUCUGUUGGCUCACCUUCUGUUUCUGCUCACACAGCAGUUCCAGAGCCUCAUACAGCAUAAGAAGGUGAGAAUGAUGAAGGAGCCCAACAUCUCAGCACAGCCUCACUGA